AUGGACGCCGCCAUAUCUCGACUCAAGGGCGUCUUCGCGACGCUGUCCGGGGGCGCCUCCUCCUCGUACCAGCCAUUGACGCAGGACGAGGCACCCGAGCGAGCCCGAGGCGACGGCACGAGACCAUCACACGAAAGCAGCGACACGAUGGAGUCGGAAACGCACCGCGAUGCCGCGGCCAUGAUGCUCAUCAAGCUGGGGCGCUCCCCGGACGAGCACAUCACCGUCUCGCCCGCCGACGACGCCCGCAUCCUCCGCCGGAUUGACAUGGCGCUGCUCCCGCUCAUGCUGGCCGUCUACUUUCUUCAGGCGCUCGACAAGGCGACGCUGUCGUACGCGUCCAUCUUUGGCCUCAUCGACGACACGCACCUCGUGGGCGACCAGUUCUCUUGGCUCGGCAGCAUCGUCUCCGUCGCGCAGCUCGUCAUGCAGCUGCCCAUCUCGCUCGCCCUCGUCAAGCUGCCGAUCGGCAAGUUUACGAGCGCCAUGGUCCUGCUCUGGGGCCUCACGCUGACGGGCAUGACGUGGGCGCACAACUUUCCGCAGCUCAUGGCCGCGCGCUUCUUCCUCGGGGCGUUUGAGGCGAGCGUUGGGCCGAGCUUCGUCGCCAUCACGCAGAUGUGGUGGCGCAGGAGGGAGCAGACAAUGAGAAUCGGCUCGUGGUACUGCAUGAAUGGGCUUACCUGGGUGUUUGGCAGCCUCUUGACGUACGGGCUCGCGAGCAUCGACUCUCACAUGAGGCCGUACCAGAUCAUAUUCCUCUUCUUUGGCGUCAUCACCGUCGCCGUGGCGGGGGCCAUGUUCUUUUGGAUGCCCGACUCGCCCACGGAGGCCAAGUUCCUCAGCGACGACGACAAGGUGCUCGCGAUCGAGCGCCUCCGCAACAACCAGAUGGGCGUCAUGUCGCGGGAGUGGCGCCGCACGCACUUUUCCGAGGCGCUGCGCGACGUCAAGACGUGGCUGUGGUUCGUCAUGAUCUUUUGCAUAUCGGUGCCGUCCAACGGCAUCUCGACGUUUGGCCCGCUCAUCAUCCAGUCGUUUGUGUCGGACCCGUUCCGCACCAUGCUGUUCAACGUCCCCGUGGGCAUAUCGCACGUCAUUGCCGUGUCGACGAGCGCCUACGUGUCGAUGAAGUGGAAGCUCAAGGGGCCCGUCAUUGCGUUGCUCUGCGUGCCGCCCAUGAUUGGGCUGUCGAUUCUGCUGCACUACCCCCACGACGCGGCGCACCGAGGCGUCUUGCUGGCCGGGUACUUUUGCCUUUCCACGUUUACGGGAAUCACGCCCUUGAUAUACUCGUGGUCUGCCCAAAACACGGCCGGCGAUACAAAGCGCAAGACCACCUCGGCGCUCGUCUUUAUCGGCUCGUCGGCGGGCAAUGUCAUCGGCCCGCUCCUCUUUACCCCCGACGAGGCGCCCGGGUACUCGAGGGGUAUCCGCGCCAACCUCGCCCUCUUUGCCACCGUCAUUGUGCUGGUCGGCCUCACGUCGUUUCACCUGCGGUGGCUGAAUCGCGGACACAGCCGGCGGAGGGUCGCACUAGGCAAGAGCGCAGUCAUUGCGGACCUGAGCCUCGAGACGGCCGAGGAGGUGGAGCGGAUGGAGGGCCUGGAGCGCGCCAUGCGUCAGGGCGACGGGCGUCCGUCAAACGCUUUGGGGGGCGGGCUGGCCGAGAUGGGCGAAAACGGGCACGUCAGGCAAAAAAGCGGCAGGGGGACCAAGGCGUUUGCGGACGCGACCGACUUGGAGAAUGAAGACUUUGUCUUUGUGUAUUAG
This is a messenger RNA of Purpureocillium lilacinum, 1773 nucleotides long. RefSeq lists its product as uncharacterized. The record is from RefSeq and is a predicted model, not a curated record. Gene Ontology annotation, biological process: transmembrane transport. Gene Ontology annotation, molecular function: transmembrane transporter activity. Gene Ontology annotation, cellular component: membrane. Lineage: Eukaryota; Fungi; Ascomycota; Sordariomycetes; Hypocreales; Ophiocordycipitaceae.